UGCGGAGCUUAAGUACAUCACUUUGGUCAUUGACACACUUGACGGCGCUGCACCUAAAUGACAAUUACCUUAGUCGCAUUCCACCUGAUAUUGCCAAGCUUCAUAAUCUGGUUUACCUGGAUCUGUCAUCCAAUAAACUCAGAAGUUUACCAGCAGAACUAGGAAACAUGGUGUCUCUCAGGGAAUUGCUUUUAAAUGACAAUAUGUUACGGGUUUUGCCUUAUGAACUUGGUCGGCUCUUCCAGCUACAAACUCUAGGUUUGAAAGGCAAUCCUUUAUCACAGGAUAUUCUCAACUUAUACCAGGACCCAGAUGGAACCCGAAAGCUACUGAACUUCAUGCUUGACAAUCUUGCAGUACAUCCAGAGCAGCUUCCUCCGAGGCCAUGGAUUACGUUAAAGGAACGAGACCAAAUUCUGCCAUCAGCAUCAUUCACGGUUAUGUGUUACAAUGUGUUAUGUGAUAAAUACGCCACCCGGCAGCUAUAUGGCUAUUGCCCAUCCUGGGCAUUAAACUGGGAAUACAGGAAAAAGGGAAUUAUGGAAGAAAUUGUUAACUGUGAUGCAGAUAUCAUUAGUCUUCAGGAAGUGGAAACAGAGCAAUACUUCACUCUCUUUCUGCCAGCAUUGAAGGAUCGUGGAUAUGAUGGAUUUUUUUCUCCAAAGUCACGUGCCAAAAUCAUGUCUGAGCAGGAAAGAAAGCAUGUGGACGGUUGUGCAAUAUUCUUCAAAACAGAAAAAUUUACAUUGGUACAGAAGCAUACAGUGGAAUUUAACCAAGUGGCAAUGGCUAAUUCAGACGGAUCCGAAGCUAUGCUGAACAGAGUGAUGACAAAAGAUAACAUUGGUGUCGCUGUGGUAUUAGAGGUCCACAAAGAACUAUUUGGAGCAGGUAUGAAGCCUAUUCAUGCUGCAGACAAACAGCUGCUUAUAGUGGCAAAUGCCCACAUGCAUUGGGACCCAGAGUAUUCUGAUGUGAAACUCAUCCAGACCAUGAUGUUUGUCUCAGAGGUUAAAAACAUCCUGGAGAAAGCCUCUAGUAGGCCUGGCAGCCCAACUGCAGAUCCUAAUUCCAUCCCGCUGGUGCUAUGUGCAGAUCUUAACUCAUUGCCAGAUUCAGGUGUUGUGGAAUAUUUAAGCAAUGGAGGAGUAGCUGACAACCAUAAAGACUUCAAGGAACUAAGGUACAAUGAGUGUCUUAUGAACUUCAGCUGCAAUGGAAAGAAUGGAAGCUCAGAAGGGAGAAUUACACAUGGCUUCCAACUUAAGAGCGCUUAUGAAAAUAACUUGAUGCCUUACACCAAUUACACCUUUGAUUUCAAAGGUGUGAUUGACUACAUUUUCUAUUCCAAGACUCAUAUGAACGUGCUUGGUGUCCUGGGGCCUUUAGAUCCUCAAUGGCUGGUUGAGAACAACAUCACUGGGUGUCCACACCCUCACAUCCCUUCAGACCACUUCUCACUGUUAACACAACUUGAACUCCACCCUCCGCUCCUGCCUCUUGUCAAUGGUGUUCACUUGCCUAAUCGGAGGUAGUGGAGUACUGCCCCGUCAAGACGGGGAUCAGUUGCUAUGGACCUGUACAGUUGUAAAUCAAAGUAUGUAGGAGUGAAGUAUGGCUUUUAAGCUGCUUCUUCAGGUUCCUUUCAUUAUGUGUUUGCUAUAAGACUUUGUAUAUUUUUGUGCAUAUUGAUAUCAUUUGGCACUAGGGCUGGAACCAAAGUAUUACUCUUUUCAAAGUUUUAGUUUAACAUGUUUUUAAAUUGGAUCUUCUUCAUAUUACAUUAGGAGUCAGCAUUGAUAAUUGAUAAAUCACCAAUUUGAGGCCCAACAACAGUGUAUUUGUUUUUGCAGAACAGAUACUUUCUUUUGAACAGUUUCAAAUAAGCCAACCAUUUUUGUAAAAGGCAGUUUUUAAAAACUAUAUAUAUAAGAUUUUAAAGUGAGUGAUGGCAUGUCUUUGCAGGGAAAACUUUCUUGAAUUUCUGUUUUCCUUUAUGACAAACUGACUUUUGGCUCCCCAAGUCAUUUGCACAUUAACAAAGCACUUAAAUUUGCUUGAUCUGUACAUAAACUAUAAUAUAGUAUCUAGCCAUAAUAAGAAAAUUUGAGAAAUUAAUGAUGGUUGCACAAUAUGUUUUCAAAAUCAAAUAUUUAACAGCACAUGAGUUUGUUUGCCUAACAGUAGUUAUUUUUGUUUUUUGUUUUUUGAGGACUCGCUCUGUUUUUUUGUCCCCUUCUUAGUUAUAACUUUAUUAGAAGUAUUAAUUCUAAGCCUGUCUCUCCAAUUUUCUGAAAAGGAAAACAACAGCUAAAUUAUACUGCCACAUAUUUUGAAAAUAGAAUUUGGUAUGUUGAGGAUGACCACAAAAUUAGUGUCUAGUGUUUUUCAUUGUUCCUAUCCACGCUUCUUUUCUGUCUGGUUGUGCUGGAAAAACAGAUAUUAUAUGAUCUUUAUCAUUUUUGCUGUUACAGUCAAACAUUAAAAAAAAAAAACCAAUAAAAAGACACUGAUCAAA
This is a messenger RNA of Galeopterus variegatus (Sunda flying lemur), 2518 nucleotides long. It is a transcript of the gene CNOT6L, whose product is annotated as CCR4-NOT transcription complex, subunit 6-like. Gene Ontology annotation, cellular component: CCR4-NOT complex; cytoplasm; nucleus. Gene Ontology annotation, molecular function: poly(A)-specific ribonuclease activity. The transcript has 10 exons. Gene Ontology annotation, biological process: nuclear-transcribed mRNA poly(A) tail shortening. The record is from RefSeq and is a predicted model, not a curated record. The coding region runs from base 168 to 1535 and encodes 455 amino acids. Lineage: Eukaryota; Metazoa; Chordata; Mammalia; Dermoptera; Cynocephalidae.